AUGGAUCGCCCGGUGACAUCCAAGUCGCGGGGAAUCUGUCGGUACUACAACACCUCCAGGGGCUGCUACGCUGGUGACGAUUGCAAGUUCCUCCACGGUGCUGAGGAAAAACUUACCCCAUACGACAAAUCUAAGGUGUGCAGAUACUAUAUCCAAGGCAAGCAAGAUGUAUGUUGGUUUCGCCAUGAGCUCGUAAAGGCCCCCCUUGAUGAAGAGCUGAAGCAUUUCGAUGAAAAUAUGUGUAACAUAUGCUUGGAGAAACCUUUGACAUACGGUCUUUUGACAGGCUGCGGUCAUGUAUUCUGUCUUCAGUGCAUCCGCCAGUGGCGGGAGCCGCAAGGAAAGUCAUCGGACAUGGUGAUGUCAGGCGUAAUAAAACGCUGUCCACUCUGCCGCAGUCCAUCGCGUUUCAUCACUCCAUCCACGCAUUUCUUCCCUCAGGACCACCCACGCAAGCAGGACAUGAUAGAUAGUUACAAGAAUAGCAUGGCUCGUGUCUCAUGCAAAUACUUCGUGGAAACAUCGGCCUCGGGCAAGCCUUGUUGUCCAUUCGGCCUCGAUUGCUUCUAUCAGCAUCUCAAUCCCGAUGGUACACCGCACGUUUUUCAAUACGGGGCAAAUCACUUCAUGAAGGUAUUCAGGAGACAACAACGGCAGCGUGGCCGCACAUUUACCGGGUCGGCUUCAGAUGCAGAUUUCUCAGACCGCCUUAGGCUUCUGCAGAGCAUCCUCGGGGACCCAACGAAUAAUCUCCACGUCACCCUCAGCUUCGUCCGACAACACCUUCCAGCGUUAUGGAAUGGCAUGGAUGCGGGAUCUGGUGCAACCACAGAUACUCCUAUGGGUGAUGACGAUGAAGACAAUCAGUCCUUUGAAUUACCGGUGAGCCACUUUUAG
Messenger RNA from Suillus clintonianus, 897 nucleotides. RefSeq lists its product as uncharacterized. The record is from RefSeq and is a predicted model, not a curated record. Gene Ontology annotation, molecular function: metal ion binding; ubiquitin protein ligase activity. Gene Ontology annotation, biological process: protein polyubiquitination. Bases 1 to 897 code for a protein of 298 amino acids. Lineage: Eukaryota; Fungi; Basidiomycota; Agaricomycetes; Boletales; Suillaceae. The transcript has 6 exons.